Suricata suricatta (meerkat) is the source of this 2270-nucleotide messenger RNA. It is a transcript of the gene CHIC2, whose product is annotated as cysteine rich hydrophobic domain 2. Bases 396 to 893 code for a protein of 165 amino acids. NCBI's taxonomy places the organism in Eukaryota, Metazoa, Chordata, Mammalia, Carnivora, Herpestidae. The transcript has 6 exons. The record is from RefSeq and is a predicted model, not a curated record.
GCCUCACGUGCGCGCGCCCACGCGCCCGUCGCACUCCCGAGAAGUCUCGCGAUGUCGUAGCCGGCUGCUCCCGCUGCGGGUGGCUCUGGUUGUUGCUGUGGUUGCCUGAGUUGCUGCUGCGGCGGCGGCGGCAGUGGCAGUGCUGGUGGAGGUGUCGGCCCUUGGGCGGAUGUUGACAUUGUGUUGUUGUUAUUGCUGAUGGUAAUGGCGGCGGCGGCGGCCACGGCCGGGACCCCAUCUCCUCUGUAGCCGGAGCCGAGGCAGCCAAGAGCGAACUCCGCGGCCUCUGAGCCCGAGGCAGCGACUCCCUUCAGCCUUCGCCGCCUCGCCAGUCCGUUUCCCGGCCCCGGCCCCAGGAGUCAGGCCCCUCUGGGCAGGGGCCUCGGAGACUCAGGAUGGCGGAUUUCGACGAGAUCUAUGAGGAGGAGGAGGACGAGGAGCGGGCCCUGGAGGAGCAGCUGCUCAAGUACUCGCCGGACCCAGUGGUGGUCCGCGGCUCCGGUCACGUCACAGUAUUUGGACUGAGCAACAAAUUUGAAUCAGAAUUCCCUUCUUCAUUAACUGGAAAAGUAGCUCCUGAAGAAUUUAAGGCCAGCAUCAACAGAGUUAACAGUUGUCUUAAGAAGAACCUUCCUGUUAAUGUACGUUGGCUACUUUGUGGCUGCCUUUGUUGCUGCUGCACGUUAGGUUGCAGUAUGUGGCCAGUUAUUUGCCUCAGUAAAAGAACACGAAGAUCGAUUGAGAAGUUAUUAGAAUGGGAAAACAAUAGGUUAUACCACAAGCUGUGCUUGCACUGGAGACUGAGCAAAAGGAAAUGUGAAACGAAUAACAUGAUGGAAUAUGUCAUCCUCAUAGAAUUUUUACCAAAGACACCGAUUUUUCGACCAGAUUAGCAUUCACUUUAUUUAUAGAGACUUUCCAAGUAUGUUGUCUUUCCAAUGGUGCCUUGCUUGGUGCUCUCCUGGUGGUGACAUAACAUUGGUUCUACAGAAUCGUGUGGUGGUUUUUUCCCCCUGUUUUUGUUUUUUUUUAAAUAACCGCAUGUUCUAAGUGUGCAUUUUUGUCAAACUUUGCAACAGUUAUUUCAUACAGAUGUUUAAUACUUAAGUUAUUGUGCUCUUUUCUGUUAUGUAUUCUGAUUUUCAAGGAUUACUUUUUUGUAUUAUCGAAAAAAUACAUUUGAACUUAGCAUAAAAAGUGGCCAGCCUUUUUUAUUUUAUCACCAAGGUACACACACAGUCCUCUAUUUAUGGAUUCCAUAACAUAGAAGAACACUUUUGUAAGGCUCUCCUUAUCUAUUCCAAGCACACUCUUUGUAUUACUUUUCCUCCUUUUAAAAAUUAAAAUAUUAUUUCAAAAUAGUAAGUUUUCUUUAAUAACCUAACAUAUCCUUUUCCAUACAAUUCCUAAUGUUCUGUUUACAGCAGAAAUAUCUGUAACAUUAUGAAGACUUAUCAAAUUUUGAAAGUGUUUCUGUCUUCAGAGGUAGUAAGGCGGGAUUAAAUUAUUUUUAAUAGAAUAGACAAAUAAUGAAUGGUAUGCAUGCACCUAAUGGAUACUAGAGCUCAGGAUCACAAAAUAUAGUAGCAUUACAAUCUGUGUAUAUUUUUGAUCAAGAUGAUAAUGGCCUUACUUGCGUUAUUUUUUAUUGUUUAUCAAAUCUUAUAGAGGAAAGUAUGGAAAUACUCCUUUUAAAAAUUUCUAAGGAAAAUAUUUCUCCCAAUCUAACAUAAUUGUAGAAUGGGCAUAUGUUUCUGAAGUUUUUGAAAGAAAGCAGAAGUUCUAGAAUUAAAAUUAAGCUGGUGUUUAAAUACCCCAUUCAUAUUUAGAACAGAUCACUGUUACUAAGAAAUGGAGGACAUAUUUAGUACUGUUUUUAUCCACUAGUUUGCUUUUAGUCCAGUUAUGUUUCCUUUUUUGACUGAGAAUGUGACAUGUAAGUUUGAAUCAGAUUAACAUAUUUCUUUUAAAUAUAUACAAAUAUACAUAUUUUUUCCUUCCUUUUGGUUGUACAUAUCUCCAUGCAUUUUAAAACUUUUUAAAUUUCUGAAUGGCCUAUGUGUAAAGUUUUGUUUUUAUAAACCUGAAAUUAUUCAAGUUUUAAUGUGUGUCAAGAACUUGUUCCAUACAACUGUGGUAUCUGGCAAUAAUGUGAAUAACCUUUGAAAUUAUAUAAACUAUGCUUACUGAUUUGUAUUAAGAAUUGGUACCACUAUACAAUAUCUUUUCUCCUUGUAUUAAAUCUUUUAAAUACCAGUUUCAUUAAUUUA